Messenger RNA from Branchiostoma floridae (Florida lancelet), 995 nucleotides. RefSeq lists its product as uncharacterized. NCBI's taxonomy places the organism in Eukaryota, Metazoa, Chordata, Leptocardii, Amphioxiformes, Branchiostomatidae. The transcript has 2 exons. The record is from RefSeq and is a predicted model, not a curated record. The coding region runs from base 132 to 890 and encodes 252 amino acids.
AAACCUUCACGCGUUCCAUCCUAACAACGCCGAUCGAACACGACGUGUUUAAUACCAUAGCUACUAUCAGAGCGGCAGACACAUACUUGAAGUCCCCCGUUCGCUUUAGUUUGGUUCUGAGUUACGUCAGGAUGUCGAGACGACGCACUAGCAGGCGACGACGCCGACCGUCCCAAGCGGUCGCCUUUCCUUCCUUUGACGGCGACGACGACUCGCGAGAGGGACGCUGGUGGUUAUCUAAAGCUGCUGUGUUUACGAUGCUGCUGCUUGUGGCUCUAACGAGUGCUGCCAUGACUCUGACCGUGCAGCCCCCCUCCCACACCGGUGCUGACUCGGAGGCUGCUGCAGACGUGAUGCACUCCGCACGUGCCGGAGAAAACACUCUGCUCCGCCUGGAGCCCACACCUGCUGAGGACGGCACUCAUGAUGAUCACCGCGUUCCUUACGGCUGGAAGGAAACGUCGAGUGGUUCUCUUCCUAUGAUUUGGCUGAAAAACCACUUGAAGGGCCCAACGCCACCCCGUGUCGCGAAAAUAGUCAACAACACGGAAACGUCAAUUUCUGGAAGUUGGGAAAGGCACAUAGACGAGCUGCCUCCAGUGAAUAUGGUCCGUCCCUACGCCCAGAAACACCAUACGCGUGAGGUCCACUUCUCUGACCGUGAGCCGGGUGCUAUCAUCAAUGGUUCAGACCUGACCACUGGAUCCAACCACUGCUUCUCUGAGAGCACCAAGUUGCACCAAGGUCUAGUUGGAAUUCCCCAAGACCAGGAUACGGGCAAGUACAUCACCAAAGGACGGAAGGAAAACAGGAUCGACGAGUCAGUUAUCGAAGAUGAAGGUCGCCGCCACAGUCAUCUACCCAAUUCGGUUUCGCCGAAUGUCGAAUAAGGCGUUGUGGCUGGCUUCAAGAACUCCGACAGUACACCCGCGAAAGAUGCCAUCUCUACAUCAAAGCCGGUCCAGUUGACAUCUGAUCUGAACCACCAGUCUCCC